Messenger RNA from Lentinula edodes (shiitake mushroom), 1698 nucleotides. RefSeq lists its product as uncharacterized. The transcript has 17 exons. Gene Ontology annotation, molecular function: oxidoreductase activity; FAD binding. Lineage: Eukaryota; Fungi; Basidiomycota; Agaricomycetes; Agaricales; Omphalotaceae. The record is from RefSeq and is a predicted model, not a curated record. The coding region runs from base 1 to 1698 and encodes 565 amino acids.
AUGCCACGUCAACAUGAUUUACUCCUCUGCCUUUUGGCGCCCUUCACCUGUGCAUUCACGCAGGCUCUCUUCUUGGCCUCGGAAUAUUCUGCUCUUAACUCUUCUGUCGGUGGUCGCCUCUUUAGGGGCACGCCUUUGGUACUGCCGUGCGUCCCGUCCAACGUCACACAUACAGGAAAUUGUUCUCAGGUUCAAACUGAGUACCUUGACGAAGGGUUUCGUACCAACACCCCCGGUGCCUACGUAGUUCCGCAAUGGGAAACAUGUCAAACGACGGGAGCACAGUGCCUCCUCGACUACACCAAUACUCUCGAUCUUACACCCGUUAUACCACCAAGGGAAUGUUUGUUGGGCAGUAUUCCGCCUUACUUCAUCGAUGUGCAAUCUGAAGACGAUGUUCGCGCAGCGUUUGACUUCUCUAAACGUCUCCAGGUACCGCUAGUGAUCAAGAAUACCGGACACGAUUACAAAGGCCGUAGCAGUGCCCCUCGUUCUCUAGCGCUUUGGACGCACAAUCUAAGAAAUAUUUCAUAUGAACCAGACUUCGUUCCCGAAGGGUGCUCAACACCUAGUGCGGGUGUUACUCUCGGGGCCGGGGUGCAGUGGCAAGACGCUUACUCUUUCGCCGAAAGCCAAAACAUCACUUUGGUGGGAGGCAGUGACAAAACUGUAGGCGCUGUUGGUGGUUGGCUUCAGGGAGGUGGUCAUGGCAUGUUGUCAAACACAAUGGGUUUGGGCGUGGACCGGGCGUUGCAAUUCAAGGUGGUGACUCCCGACGGCCAGUAUAGGGUAGCUAAUGCCUGUCAGAAUCAGGAUUUAUUCUUUGCGCUGCGAGGAGGAGGAGGAGGUACAUUUGGCGUUGUACUGGAGAGUACAGUGCUAGCAUCUCCUCGAGUUACUCUUCAAGUUGUGAUGGUCACGUUUGACUCCACCACUGACACGACUAUAACGCGCGAGUUAUGGAACACAAUGACAGCGAACGCCCUGCAGUGGGCAGAAGAUGGCUGGGGUGGAAUCGCUACUACAAAUGUCGCCAUAUACAUCAACCCGAUACUAGGCCCUGCUGAAGCAGCGAAGUCCAUGAACCCCUUAAUCGAAUUUGGGCAGAAGCUGCAAUCGGAUCAAGUUGCAGGGGCUCAACUUAUAUCAACCAGUUUUGAAAGCUGGGGAACUUUCUUUAAUUGGUUCGCGGCAGAGAACGUUGCGAUUACUGGUGUCAGCCUUGCUCUCGUCUCCCGCCUCAUCCCCAAAGCCAAUUUUGCCACAGCUGAAUCUCAAGCUGAAUUGGUCGAAGGGCUCCUAAACACUACUGUUAUCACUCCACGGAUUAUCAUUCUCGUGACUGCUCCAUCUUCGUAUCCUGGUGACAAUACCACAAGCGUCACUGAGGCGUGGAGAUCCAGCCUUUACCAUGUUACCGCUGUGUCAUCGUGGAAUUGGAACGCAACAAAAGAAGAUAAGAAGACAGCGUAUACUCAAGCUAGCGCAUCCAUAGAUAAUCUUCGACGUAUUACACCGGACGCUGCAUAUCAAAACGAAGCUGAUGUUUAUGAACCAAACCACGAAAUCUCAUUUUGGGGGUCAAACUAUCAACAAUUACUGGAGAUCAAGAACAAGUAUGAUCCUUUCCACCUUCUCGAUUGUUGGAACUGUGUGGGCUGGAAACCUUCGGCGCCUCAGUUUUCAUGUUACCUAUGA